AUGAGGGUCAGACGCCUGCAGAGCUACCUAACAGAGCGCAACCUACUGAAAAAGAGUUCACUGGAUGACAUAAAGAAUUUAACAUUAGGGGUAGAUGCCCUGUACUUUUUACGAACAUGCAGUGAUUUAAAAGAUGUUCUAAGUGACGUAUCGGGAUGUAUUUCCCCAUGUAUAUUUCAUCUGAUGGAUAAACAAUGUGAGCAUUUCAAGAGGUUAAAUAUGGAUGUGAUAUUUGUGUUUGAUGGGAUUACGCCCAGGGCCCACAAACUUUUUUCAGCACCAGUGCACCAGAACAUAGAACAAGGAUGGCUGUACUAUGUGAACAGGGAGAAGAAGCUAGCCAAAACGAAUUUCGAAAAAGUAUCCAACAUGUGUAGUUCAGAUAUUGCUUUUAUAUUAUUUCAUUAUUUAAAAAGUAAAGGAUUCAAAUGUAUGUAUGCUCCUUAUCUAGCUAUUUCACAGCUGUCCUAUUUUUUACAUGUGCAUAUGAUAGAUGUAGUUUUUGGUCCUCCAACAAUUAUCCUGCAGAAUGUAUCCAAGGUUAUUAUAAAUUUUGAAUGGAAGGAGAAUUAUUUUGAAUGGGUGGACGUAUUAUUUUUACUCCAUGUCUGGAACGUAACGAAUGAGCAACUACUUGAUGCAUGUUUAUUAGCAGGUACGGAAUAUUGUUUAACUUUCCCUUAUUUAAAUUUACCUUACUUUAACCAUGGGAGGAAUGAGUUCAGCUUUGAGACAGCCAUCGAAUUCAUUCAACAGGCGUCACUUGUAAACUACCUAGAACAACUUCCGAAUGAUAAAAUGGGGGCAAACCAUAUUCAAGGGUAUUGUGUUUGUAAAGCGCUUUUGAAAUUCCCCAUCGUUUUGCUUUGCACUGGGGAGGUGGAUUUUUUCUCCAACAGUGUUGAUGUGAAAGGGGAUGACUUGGAGGCAAAUGGGACAGAGGGAAAAGACAUGGUGGAUGGGGGAGGUGAAGACCGCUCAACGGUGCGCGCGGUGGAAAAUGCAUGCAACGGGGACGUGCACAAUGUCCACAAUUCGCUUCGUGAUGGUGGUGCCCCGUUGGAAGUGACGCGAAAAGUGGGGAAGGAACAUAGCGGCUUAUCUCCAACGCGCGGUGACCCAAGUGCAUUAGGCGGAGCGGGCGACGCAAGCGAAAAUGUGAGCAUCGAGUAUAAAGAGGGAUGUACUGUGCGAAGUGGAGAAGAAAACAGUGCGCCGUUUAGUAAAUCCUAUAAGAAUGGCGAAGCGGAUAAGAAAAACAUCGGAUGUUUGGUUUAUGGUAAUGAUCAAGUUCAGAGCAAUGAAUGUACUAACCCGAGCGAUGGAGCGAAUUGCCUUAAUGAGGAAGACAUGGCGGGGGAAGGCAAUUUCAAGGGAAAAGAGAAAACAGAAAAAAAAAUAAAAAGCUUCAAUGCUGAAGGUGUAAUACCGGAAAAUUAUUUAAAAGUGGUUGGAGCGAAGUUUCCGACGACCGUUUAUUACUUAAUGUCCAUUGGACUUUUGAGUAAAAAGAUUUUAUGUGUCUUGGCUUUAGGAGAAUGGAUAGACUACACACACCCUAUAAUCGAUUCGUAUGAGUAUAGGGAUUCUCUGAUAGACUUAAGAGAGUACCGGUGCCGGAUGUUAGGACUCAUUUCUGUGAAAUUGAACCCUUUUUUUUACAAAAGGAAAAUAAAAUUUUUUGAUUAUGGGUACUAUGUGAAUAACAUUUUGGACGGCAAGGACAACUUCACGUACCUGAAUGUACACCUGGUGGAUGGUUUUUUGUGGGACAUCAAUAAGGACAACGUGAGGGAAGAGUUAAAGAGACAGAACGUCAGGAAGGUUGACUUGCAGUUCAUUUUGCGGUGGCACUUGUACGCGGAGAGUAGGAGCAUAUCGCUUGUGUGUGGCAGGGCUGAGCCGGACGGGGGGAGUAUGCGCGAUAGGAGUGUGGACAGCUCCAGGAGUGGAAGCAGCGAUAUUAAUAGAAGCGGAGCGAAUGGCUUCGUUACGGGAAGGGAUUCUGAGCAGUUAGGGAGACCGACGGAAGAAGCGCCGCAGAGGUUAGGAGGGUACACAGGCGAGGAGAAGGAUGAGGAAAAUGCAUCAAAACAGGGUGAUGCGUCGGACGUGGAAAGUGCACCCGAGGGAGAGCCCCGCGCAGAUAAAGUGACAGAGCAUUACAACGACUACUACACAAAACUGCUCAAGGUGAGCAACCAGAACUUUGAAAGUAUGCUCUCUCUGGUGUACUACAUGUUUUUGGAAAAUCUGGGCUUCUUCACAAAAAAUUGUGGCGUCACUGUUUUUGGACUUCUACUUUCAAAAGUCAGAAAUAAAGACAUGGACAGCAACCUUUUUAUUAUAUUUGAAUUGUUGAAGUUUGGUUUUUUAACGACUGAGCCAUUGGUACCUCCAAAUGGAGAGUCCUACCCAGAGAAUGCUUACGCGUCUGUCUUGAACUGUAAUAAUUUGAGUGAACAAGAUAAAAAAAGUGUUACACUUUUGUCUCGCAUAUAUUCAUUAUAUAAUGUGGACAUCGAUAAAUGUAGAACGUAUGAUGGGUUGAUUGACUUUGAUCUGUGUGCCUUUUUUGCUGUUGUGAAAAUAAUUAAAAAAACUUUGAGACAGGUGCUUCAGGCUUGUGUGGCCAAUGUACUUAUAAGUAAUAUGGAUUUAAUUCACCUUUUGCCGGAGAAUUUAUUCAACCCUAAUGAGAGCCAUAUUUCUGGUUUUUUCGUAACACACCACCUUAUGGGUGUUUUAACGAAAUAUUUUUUGCUAUUCAAUUUUGACGACAUAAGAAGGGGGGAAACGGGUUUCCCCGACGGUUCAGGGGCAUCCACCAGUGAAGGAGAAACGACUACCUCUGAUCGAGCACAUGGGGCAGGUAUCAAAUGUGCAGGGGGAGUAGAUGGAAAGAUUAAUGGUGAAAUGAACGUGGGAGGUGUGGAACACAAUAACUCGAAGAGUAACCACGUAAAUCAAAACGAAAAGGUUAGCAAAACGGAGCACGCUGAACAAGGAAGCCUUCAAGCGUUGAAAAGUAAUUGUUCGAGCACCGAUGCGAAUAUGCCUAAUGGGGGGGAAAAAACAAACGGUCCUAUCAGUGUUAAGGAUUGCAUUGCACAUAAUAAUAGUAAUAACAAACCGAGUGAGGACCAUAUCUAUGAGGCAGACAGCACUGUGGAAGAUUUGUGCACUGAUGAGGGGAAAGGGCUCAUCGGUGGAGAGAUUGAAGGAGAGAGAAGUGGACCAAAUAAUCACGACAUAAUAGAGGGGAAGGACGCACGCAGGAGCAGCAGGCAGGGAGAUGGUAGCGACAGCUAUGAAUGUGAAGAGACGGAGAACGGAGAAAGGCGAAAUGGCCAUUACCCCAAGGGCCAAGAUAAUUCACAAAACAACUUUAACGAAUUUGAAAAGGCGGUGAGGAAAAACUUCCCGAGCUUCUUAAACCCAAUCAUUGAUUUAUGUAAUGCCAUAAACACAUGGAGGGAUCACCUAAGUUUGAUCACGCAGCUGGAGAAGCAUACCAAUGUGUACGACUUGGUUUCAGACCUGAAGGCGGCAGAUCAGUUUUUGCAGAAAAAAAUUCACUACAUAGGAUUGGACAGGACGACGGCGUACAGGAACAUUUGCACUUCGAACAACGCGUAG
This is a messenger RNA of Plasmodium fragile, 3639 nucleotides long. RefSeq lists its product as uncharacterized. Bases 1 to 3639 code for a protein of 1212 amino acids. NCBI's taxonomy places the organism in Eukaryota, Apicomplexa, Aconoidasida, Haemosporida, Plasmodiidae. The record is from RefSeq and is a predicted model, not a curated record. The transcript has a single exon.